This is a messenger RNA of Cladophialophora psammophila CBS 110553, 2154 nucleotides long. RefSeq names its product NADPH-ferrihemoprotein reductase. The record is from RefSeq and is a predicted model, not a curated record. The transcript has a single exon. Bases 1 to 2154 code for a protein of 717 amino acids. Gene Ontology annotation, molecular function: FMN binding; flavin adenine dinucleotide binding; NADPH-hemoprotein reductase activity. Gene Ontology annotation, cellular component: cytosol. Lineage: Eukaryota; Fungi; Ascomycota; Eurotiomycetes; Chaetothyriales; Herpotrichiellaceae.
AUGGCUUCCCAGGCCCUCGACAUCCCGCCGGUUCCGCAGCUCAUCAGACUCGUUGCUCAAAGCCUCCAGCCCACAUCGAUCGCAGAUUGUGUGGCUUUGGCCAUUGCGGCCGUCAUUGUCACGGGAUACCUGACUAGAGGGGCGUUGUGGGAUAAGCCAGAUCCUUACUAUCACAUUUACUUUGAACGGCCUCAACAGCGCAACGGUGCUGCAAACUCGCAAGCCCAAGCCCAGCGCAAUAUUGCAAAGACGCUAUCCGAGACCGACAAGAAAGCUGUGAUCUUCUGGGGCUCUCAAUCCGGGACAGCAGAACGCUUCGCCAGUCAGCUUGCGAAGGAGGUACAAUCGCGGUUCGGGCUCGGUGCGCUCUCUGCCGAUCUUUCGGAUUACGAUCCGGAGUCAAUCACUCAACUAUCUAAUGGGCAAUUGGCAAUCUUCAUCCUCUCAACCUACGGCGAGGGUGAUCCCAGCGAUAACGCCAAUGCCUUUUGGGGCUGGAUCAGCAAUGGGCUCCAGAGUACUCUCCCGAAUUUGCAGUACGCUGCCUUUGGUCUCGGAAACAGCAACUACAAGUACUACAACCGCGUGGUUGACGUUGUGGUCCAAGCACUAAAUAGAAAGGGUGCGAAUCUCUUUCUGCCGGUGGGCAAAGCAGAUGAUGCAGAACGCUCGACCGACGAGGACUUCCUUGCUUGGAAAGACGAUCUCUUUGGCGUCUUCCGGAAAAGACUGGGCAUGGAAGAACAAGUGGUCGAGUAUCAACCGACGAUUGUUGUCACCGAAGACGACUCUCUGACCCCAAUCGACCUCCAUCACGGCGAACCCAACCACUCUAGAGACAAUCCCAAAGCCGCUAUGUCGUGCUCACCUAUUCGACCGCUGUCAAUCACAAAUCCACGAGAACUUUUCCAAUCUUCCGAGAGAAAUUGCGUCCACAUGGAGCUCGACCUGGCGGAGCACCCAGAGAUCCACUACAAAACAGGCGAUCAUCUUGCCAUCUGGCCUACAAACCCGGAAUCAGAAGUGAAAAUCCUUCUUACAGUCCUUCAACUUCAUGAUCGUCAAGACACUCCCAUAAGCCUCAAAUCCGUCGACGCUGAGACCAAGCUCCAAAUUCCAACCCCUACCACAAUUCGCGCUCUCUUCCACCGAUAUCUUGAGAUAUGCGCCCCGGUCUCACGGAGCACCAUUCAGGGACUUGCAUCAUUUGCCCCGACCCCCUAUGCAAGAUCGCGCGUUCUCAAACUCGGCCAAGACAAGGACUUCUACUUGUCGUAUCUCAGGAAGAAUCACCUAACAUUUGGUCGUCUCCUCAAGUUCACCAGCCCAGACGAACCAUGGGCCAAGCUGCCUCUGCCUUACUUGAUAGAGGCUUUGCCUCUGAUGCAACCACGCUAUUACUCGAUCUCGUCAAGCAGCGUGCUCAGUCCUCGAAGGGCCGCUAUAACUGCCCUGGUCGCAACAGACUAUGUACCUGAGAACCGCGAACAGAAGAUCCAUGGCGUCACUUCCAAUUAUCUUCUUGCACUCUCGCAGUCACAUCCUGCGUUGGUCGCUGCGGAAAUGCAGACCGGGAAGUCUAUUCGCCAGCAUUACGACCUCUCCGGUCCCUCCAACCUCCUCCAAGGCACCAAACUCUUCGCCCACGUCCGCAAAAGCAAGUUCAAACUUCCUAUCCAGUCCAGCUGUCCUAUCGUUAUGGUUGCGGCGGGGACGGGAAUAGCCCCGUUCCGGGCUUUCAUCGCAGAGCGCGCAAAACUGCACGCCAUUGGGAAACCCAUUGGCCAGAUGAUUCUGUUCUUCGGCUGUCGUCGGCCGCAAGAGGAUUUUAUCUAUCGUGAAGAGCUGGAACAAACCCAAGCCACUGUUGGAAAAGAGGUAUUCAAGAUCUUCACAGCUUUUUCCCGAAUGCAGGGACAAGACAAAGUACACGUGCAGCAGUGUGUGCGAGAAUACGGCGGGGAAGUGAUCAGCCUGAUCGAGGAGAAAAGCGCGAGCUUCUACAUUUGUGGCCGUGCUUCGAUGGCAAGAGAAGUUGGGUUUAGCUUGGGUGAGGCGAUGAGGGAGAUUAAGGGAUGGACUGAUUUUGAGGUUAAGAGCUGGACUGAAAGGCUUAAGAGGACGGGGAAAUGGAAGGAAGACGUUUGGGGCUGA